Messenger RNA from Polyodon spathula (Mississippi paddlefish), 1307 nucleotides. RefSeq names its product thioredoxin domain-containing protein 12-like. The record is from RefSeq and is a predicted model, not a curated record. Gene Ontology annotation, cellular component: endoplasmic reticulum. The transcript is spliced from 7 exons. The coding region runs from base 102 to 626 and encodes 174 amino acids. NCBI's taxonomy places the organism in Eukaryota, Metazoa, Chordata, Actinopteri, Acipenseriformes, Polyodontidae.
UGAGCGCAGAGUUACAUUACAGCGAAACGUUGUAUAGGUUCCCCGGCUUGUGUGCAGGUGUAAUACAUUAGAAAUCUAAUAAUCGAGGUAGAAAACUCACAAUGAAAAUGCAGAAGCCGUUGAUUAAUUUUGCUUUCCCCGCUGUUCUGUUUUCUCUUCUGGUUGCAUGUGUCGAUGUAGCCGCCGAGGAAGGACUUUCGAAAGGGUUUGGCGAUCACAUUCACUGGAGGACUUUUGAAGAUGGAAAAAAGGAGGCAGAAGCCAGUGGUUUGCCGUUGAUGGUUAUCAUCCACAAGUCCUGGUGUGGAGCCUGUAAAGCCCUCAAGCCGAAGUUUGCGGAGUCUCAGGAAAUCUCAGAACUGGCCCACAACUUUAUCAUGAUAAACAUAGAGGAUGAAGAGGAGCCCAAAGACCAAGGCUUCAGUCCUGAUGGGGGCUACAUUCCUAGAAUUCUCUUCCUAGAUCCCACUGGUAAAGUGCACCCUGAGAUCACCAACAAGAAUGGAAACCCCAAUUACAAGUACUUCUACAGCAAUGCAGAUCAAGUUGUGUCAGGGAUGAAGGAAGCCCAGGAGAAACUGACAGGAGAUGCCUUCAAGCAGUCGCACAUGGCUGACGAGCUCUAAACCUGAGCCCCGGACCACACCGAACAGAGGCGACGCUGCAGACACCAGAAACCACAGCUCACUCUCCCACCCCCACAAGACGCUGAACUCCCUCCUGUGGCGAUUCGGAAUGUAAUUCAAACCCAGGACACAUCAACCGACCGACAGACAGGGAAUAAUGGUGUAAAAACAACCAGUAAUAUGAUUCUGUUUAUAGCACACUGGCAAAUGUAUAUCAAGUGUUCCUACAGGAAAUGUGGUAUAUAAAUCACCACCAGACUACAACACCACCACACUUGUGUUUGUUUGGCAAAGCCAAAAGUGAACUAUUUGUAUAUUGGGUUUAAGGUUUGCUCCGUAUUUUACACAGGGCUUCAAUAGGUUCCUAACUCCACAUACAGUUUAGAUUUAAUUUGCUGGACUUCCUGCUAGAGGUCCUAUUGUAACUUGCCACAGCUCAGGGCCCACCCCCCAUGUUUACCCAGCGAAAAGCAUCUAGAUCCACACCAGGGGGCAGCCUGUAUGUUUCCUUGCCUGCAUUGAUAUUUUUCAGACAACUGCUUUCUACAACUGUUAUUCCUCUUUCUGGCUUCAUUCUUAUUAGUGAGUGUUUUAAACUGAUGGAAAUAGGCUAACAAGAUGCUCGGAUACAUUGUGAAAAGUGUUGAAUUUAAAUCAAGGGGUAAUGUUAAAACUGUACAA